Messenger RNA from Apis cerana (Asiatic honeybee), 6387 nucleotides. RefSeq names its product centromere protein I. Gene Ontology annotation, biological process: CENP-A containing chromatin assembly; mitotic sister chromatid segregation. NCBI's taxonomy places the organism in Eukaryota, Metazoa, Arthropoda, Insecta, Hymenoptera, Apidae. The record is from RefSeq and is a predicted model, not a curated record. Gene Ontology annotation, cellular component: inner kinetochore; kinetochore.
GAUCGCAUGCCGAUAUAUACAUUGUUAUGGAUUCAUAUUUAUAUAUAUAUAUAAUCAAUGAAAUGAAAUUCAAUAUAAUAACUAUUUUUUAUAAAUAUUUCGAUAAUUAAGAUCAAGCGUUAUAUAGAAAAAAGUUAUUUAAAAUAUUUUUAUAACAUAUAUUAAGAUCAUUAAAAUCAGAAGAUCUUAUUUCCAUUUUUAAAUAUUCUAAUAUUAUUGUUAUGUUAAUAGGUUAUGGCAUUUUAUUUCACUUAUUUUACCGGUUUAAAUGUUUUUUUUUAAAAGAAGUAAUAAUAAUUAGUACUAAUAAUUUGAUUAGUAAAUAUGAUAAGAAUGAUUUAAGUGAGAAAUAAUAAACAUAAUAUAUAAUAAUAAUUAUUAUACAUAUACAAAAAUGUCAAUUGAUGAAGAAAGAAAUAAUGUAGUUAAAUUUUUAAAUGUUUUAAAAAUAAAGAAAAAAGAUUAUCCUGCAUUUGAAGAAUCUCUCAGCACAUUACAAAAUUAUGCUGCAACUAAAGGUUUGAUGGAUGAGGAUAUUAAUUUGUUAGUGAAUAUUAUUAUAAAUACAGAUUUAAGUGCUACUAAAUUGGUAUCUUUAGCAAAAUGUUUAAUUCCUCAAUAUAAAAUAUCUGAACAUGCAGUUAAAUCUAUUAUUUCUUGGUGCUUAUCAUCUAUAAAUAAACUUCCUAUUUCUGUAUCCAUCAUUAUUAUGCAAUGGAUAAUUGGUAUAUUGGAUCAUCAAUUAAUAGAUAAAAAAGUUAUAAAUAUAUAUUAUGAUGUUUUUUUUUAUAUAAUAUUAAAAAAAGAAAAAUUGGAAAGACAGAUAGCACGUAUCAUUUAUGUAUUGACGAAACCAGAAGAUGUAACACGUAGAAAUAUAUCUAGAUUAUUAACUCUCCAUCAGAAAUAUUCAAAACCACAAAAACAUAUUAUUGUUUUAUUGUCAUUAUUUAAAUCUUAUAAACCUGAAUUAGUUCCUGAAAAAAUUCAAUCUAUAAAUACAGAAAGUGUAUGGAAACCAAUACCUGAAGGUUUACGAUUAAUGUUUCAAGAUGCUAAAACUCGUUUAGAAAUCCAACAAACACAGGACUUACAUCUGGAAUAUUUUAAUUGGAAUACAUUUGAAUCCAAGAAAACAAAAAAAACUGUGACAUCUCUAUUACCAUCUGUAGGAUACUUUCAAAUUGGUUCUAGUAUUUUUAAAGAGAAGAAUAAAAAAUCUAUUUUCGACAUUUCUAGCAUAGAAGAAUUGGGAAAAUUACAAUUAAGUAUAGAAUUACCAUGUAAUGCUAUAUCUCUUUUAAGUAAUACUGCUGGAUACCAUCUUCUUACAUUUAGCAAUUUCCAGUAUCAAAGUAGAUUUUCUUAUAAUCUUUAUAACACUUUAAUAAGAGCAUUUAUGUUGGAAAAUGAAAAAUUUUCUAUGGAAGAAAUUAAUAAGUUACUUGAUAUGACUAUAGAAUUUUCACGAUAUAUGCAACAAGAUAUACCUGUUGUCAAUCAUUUUCUUGGUGAAUAUUUGUAUUUUAAUACAGGCGAAUAUCAAUCAAAAUUACUAAUGUUAUUACAAUGGAUGACUUCUCUAUCUAUCAGUGAUUUACAAGAAAAAAUACUAGUGCAUGUACAAAAUAUGUUUUACGAAUCAUCUUUAAUGAUAAAGUGUGAAAUCAUCAAAACAUUAAAAAUAUUGAUAACAAAUUUGUUUAUUAGUCAAGGAUUUAAAGAAUGCUGCCAUAAAACACCUGCACCAUUUUUAGGACAAAGUGCAAUGGAUAAUUUAGAAGAAGUAAUUCCUAUUCUUACAAAAAUUUCUGAAGAGCUUAUUAUAUCUGGUUUAAAUAUACAUUCAUAUAAUAUUUUAUUACUUUCAGAAGCAUUAUCAUUUUAUGAAGAGAUUUGUAUAUUGGAAAAUCAAAGUACCAUAUUAUUCUUUACAUUAGCACCUUCUGCAGUAAUUUAUGGAGCUUUUAUUACAAAACAUCUUGCGAUUUUAUCAAAAAUAUGUAAAUUGUUAUUAAGAUAUCGCGAUAGAAGUUUACAAUUAAAAACUCCUAAAUUACAAAAGUUAUUCAAGAAAAAAAUUUAUACAAUAUCUAUUUAUGCUCAAGAAAUUGUUGAAGCAUUAUGGUAUGAUGAGCUAUUUAAGAAUCAUAAAAAUAAAUAUUUUCUAAAAGAUAUUCCAGUAGAUAUAAUAGAAGAUUUGGAAGACUGUAAUAUAAAUUGCCUUUUAAAUAUUAGUAAUCAUUAUUCAGUUUUACCAUAUAAAUAUACAUUGAGCAAAACUGGAUUAAAUAUUAGCACAAAAGAGGAUGCUAUGAGUAUAGCUUUACAUUAUUAUCCAACAAUAAAUGAAUUUCUUAGUAUAUUUCAAAAUUAAUUAUAAUAUUAAAUAUGAAUAUAAAAAUAUUUAUAAUAUUUCUGAAAUUUAUUUUUUAUAUUUAAAAUAUUUUUAUAAUAUAAAGAUAUUUUCAAUUAUAAAUAAAUUAUAUUUUUAUUUAUAAAAUUUAUACUUAUGAAACCAAGUACAUAUAUGAAAUAAGUCAAUUUAAAUUAAUCAUUAUGUUUUAUUUCUUUAUUUACAUAAAAAUUUUCAUUUACAGUUCAUUUAACAGUCUUUAAUACAUAUAUGCCUAAUGAAAAAUUACAUAUAAAUUAUAGUGAAUGGCUUGUUCUUAUACUUUAUAAAUUAUACAGUUUUUUAUUAUUUUUUUUAUAUUUUUCGUUUACAUUUAUUUUAUUCAUUUCAUGCAUUAAUAUUUAAUAUAAACAUUGCAAUAAAUUAAAAAUUAUUCAUGUUUAAAUAAAUAAAAAAUCGUAAUAAUAAUCAUGCAAUAAGUUUCUUUAAGAAUUCAAUGAGUGUGAACAUCUCUUAAAUUCAAAAUUUAUAAUAUCUAUUGAACGUAUUCUAAAUAUACAUUGCUUCUAGAAAAGGCCAUUCAUGCAAUAUUAUUUUUUGUAUUAUACUUUAAAAUAAUAUAUAUAUAUGUAUGUGUGUUCCUAUAUUAUCAUUAAUACUAUUGUAUUAAAAAAUUAAUAAUAUAUCAUAUUAAUACACAAAUUAUUUUUAAACAAAAUAAUAAAAUAGGUUUUAAAAACUUUAUAAAAAAAAAUAAUUCAAAUUGAAACUGAGUAAUAUAUUUCUUUGCUACAGAUUGAUUUUCAAGAAAUAUAUAUAUAUAUAUAUGAUUAAUGUAUUUUUUAAUAAUAACUAUUUAUAUUGCUUAAAAGUUCAAUCAUAUUAUGUAAUGAAUGAAUAAAAAAAAUGUAUAAUACUAAUUGAAUUAAAUGAAAGAUUUACUAUAUAUAUAUUACUGCAUAUAAUGUGUGUAUUAUUCAAUUAAUAUAAUAUCAUAUAAUACAUUUUUCUACAUUUUUUCCCCAUUAUAAACUGAUAUAGCUAUGUUAUAGUCUGUCAUGAUGUUAAUAAUAAUUUAAAUAUAGGAAGAAAUAUUUAUAUGUAUAAUGAUAACAUCAAAAACUUAGAAUUUCUAUCAAUAUUAUAAUAUGUUAUAAAUUAUCUCUAGUUUUUAAUUAAUUAUUUGAAUUUAUAGAAUUUUAUUUAAUAUCAUAAUAUUUAUAUCAUCUAAAAAUCUUUUACAUUAAGCUGCAAAUUAACUAUUUUUAAAAAUCGGUGGAAUAACUAGAUAUGUGCUCAUAUGUCUAAUUAUUUAUAUGCAUAUUAAAUUAAUUAUUAAUAAAAUAAUGCUAAAAAAUUAUAUUUUGUCAAAAUAUUAAUGUAUGUUGUGAUUAUAAAAUACAUAAAAGAAUUGACAGAGAAUGUUCACCUCUACCAAAAUUUUCAAUAAAUUCUUUUUUUUUUUGUAAUAAUAUACAAAAUAACAUUUCAUUUGCAAAUAUUAUGGAAAAUUGUUAUAUAUUUUCAUUAAUAAUAAGCAUUUUACUAUGAAUAGUAUAGUUAAAUGUAAUCAAUCUUGAGCAAUGUAUUCAUGUUAUCUAUACUAUUUUAAAUUGUAAUAUGCUUUUAUGGACUGUCUUUGGCGUACAUAUAUUCUCAGACUAGAAAAUGAUAGUAUUGGGAGGCCUGGAAUGUGAAAUUCUAUUUAAAAAUAAUAAACGGAAUUUAGCAGAUUUGGUAAAAGUGCACAUUUUUAAUAAUAAAAUUUUGUUUCUCUAUUGCAGUAAUUAUAGUAAAUUAAUUAUAGUUAAUUUGUUCAAAUUAAAUAGUACGUGCAACAUAAGAUAAUUUUUAAAAAUUAAAAAUAUAUAAUGUUUUCAGAAAUAAAAAUAUUUAUAGCAAUUAUAUCCAAUACUUAUGAUGCAUGAACUACUUUGAGAAGCCUAAUAUUUUAUUAUAAAGAUAGUAGAUAAAUCAUUAUUAUUAUAAACUAUUAUCAAAGGAAUUUAUUAUAAACAUACAAUGUUAUAGCAAUAAACAAUAACGAUUAAUAUUUUAUUGUCAUGAAUUUGAAAAAAUCAUUGAAAUAGUUAUGUUUAUUCAAAUUAAACUAUGAAAUAGCAUUUAUAUAAUUAUAGUCUAUGACUGGCAGUCAUGCAUUCAAUUGUAAUACACAAUGAUUUAUUUUGAAGUUAAUUUAAAUUAAUACUAAUAAUAUCACUGCAGUUCCAUGUUGACAUUAAGUUCAAUUUGAAUACAAAUUUAUUAAUAAACUUGUUUUUUCAAUUUUUCCAAAAAACUUUUUUUGUCAAAUUUUCCAAAAUAUAUCAAAUAUAUACCAAAAAAUGUUUUGAAAAAAUAAACAUAAUAAUAAUAAUAGUAAUGUAUUUUUUUUCUUUUUUACAACAUUAAAUUGUAUUCAAAAGAAAAUAAAACAGUUAUAAUUAACAGAAAAUAUUUAAAGAAAUACUUUUGUUUAUUUUUAAUAUUUCAAAUAAGAUUUACUAUUAAAAAAAAUACGAUUCCUAAUCAUAAUUGUAUAGCUUUUAUUUCAUAUAAAUAAUAAAUAUUUCUGUACUUCAUGCAUAUAAUCAUACAUUAAUGAUAUUUUAAAAAAUAAUUCACUGCAAUAAAUGUUACUUUUAGUUUCAAAAAUGCUGUAAAAUAUAAGAAAAAUUCAUUAUGUGCGUUUAUAAAAAUUUUCAUUAUGUGAUUAUAUAAAAAUGAAAAUAUAUUAUUUUUUUUUUUUACAUAAAUAUUGAAUUGAAAAAAGUAUUAUAUUGUUAAAUUUUCUUAAAUAAUUUCUUUAAAUUCCAAUUUUAAAAUUUAUGGAACAAUGCCAGAAACACAUAUUUAAAUUAUUUAAUUAAAAAAAAAAUUUUAAAUAUGGAAUAAUUUUUCUAAAAAAUUUUAAAUUCAUAAACUGUAUUAUUAUAACUUCAUAGAUAAAAAAAUUUAUUUCACAUAAAAAAAAAAAAAAUAAACACAUAUCUAAUAAUCACAUUAAAGAUAGUAUUACAUUAUUUAAGAUAGAAAAAAUAUUAUAAAUUUAUUUUCACUUACAUCGCAAAUUUCAAUAUAUCAAUAUAUUAAUAUCAAUAUAUAUUUUAUAUUUCAUACUGUUAAAAAAAAUCACUUUAAAUUAGUUAACAUUUACGAAAAACUUUAAAUAGAAAUAAAAAAAUUGUAUAAUUUUUUUAACAAAACGGAAUUUAUGUUUUAUAUUUAUAAAUGCUAAAUGAAUACUUAUGACAAUUUUAUAAAUAAUUUUUCUUUAAAAUUUAAAAUCAAUAAUGUUUUGUUUGAAAAUGAUAGCAAAUAUAUAUAAUAUUUUAUAUAUAUUUAUCAUAUAUUUUUUUCUAUUAAAAUAAGAAAAUUCUAUUAAAAAAAAAAAUAUAUUUAUGUAUACUUUAAAUUUAAUAAAAUUGAAAAUAUUAAUAGUUCUGACAUUAUUGCCAUUUCUAAAGAAAAAAAUUGUAUUGCAAUUUAUAUUGCAUUUUGUAGAUGAUAUAAAGUUAAGAUACUUCGUUGUUUGAUGUCAUAUAUAUUUGAUUAAAUUUGAAUUCUUAUUUUUUGCAUCAAAUAUACUAAGGGCAGUGACUAUAGCACUUUUGUAAAAAAAUUUGUUUCACAGUUUUACAAUUAAUAAAUUAUAAUGAAUUAUAAAAAUUCAAUUUUGUAAUGAAUAAUCUUGUAUGACAUGAGGUACAGAUUAAUUUUUAUUAUAAUAUUGCCAAUAUUCUUUUUCAUUCACAUAUAUGUAAUGAAAAAGAAUCAUUAAAAAUGCGUACAAUUAAUAACAAAUAUAAAAUAGGCGUUUUGUAUUCAAAGAAUAUGCAAUUAAUUGCAUGUUGAUAUAUUUAGCAUAUCAUAAUUUGAUUUAUAUACACUAUAUCUUAUUUUAAGUUUAGCUAAUAUUUUUAAAUAAUUAAAAAGUAGUCAGAAAAAGUUUCUGUUAAUUUUUCUUAAAAUAGAAUAUUUGUAUAAAAUUUUGUAUUUUAUAUACUCAUAAUUUUUAUUAUCAAACAGAA